UGAUCACCGCCAAAAUUAGCUUACACAAUUUGCAACCACUUACAUGCCAUUCGGCAUUGCUCACGUGGUACUCGGAUUGUCUUGAAUGACAUUCGGCACUGCGUAGCUAACAUUCGGAUUGGCUUAAAUGACAUUCGGCACCACUUACGUGAUAUUCGAAUUGGCUUUAAUGGCAUUAGUAUUUGCCCUAAUGGCAUUCGGCACUGCUUACGUGACAUUCGGCGGGGACGGCAUGCGCCACACGAGCACGCAAUAAACAUGGGCAGCGGAUUACUUCAACACGAUGCUUACGAACACACGGUACUAAUGAACAGCGGCUAUUCACUGACGCUCACGAAACUUAAUUUAAGUAAGAAUGAAGAGAAUAAAGUUAAUUUAAGUAAGUACGAUCAGUGAACUGGUACGGAUAUAGAGCACGUGUGCAUAGAAAUCGAAAGAGCGCGUUUUUACAGUAAUAUGUAAAUAUGGCGGAUGAAACUAGGAAAAGGAUCGAGGCAGCGAGAUUAAUGCGAGAAGCUGCAAAACUUCUUGAAGAAUCAAAUAAAGAUUCGGCACAGCAAACCGAAAGAACCACGUCGGAGGAAUUAAGCAAACUUUUUGCUCCAUACCGAAGAGAAGCAACAAGUAAUCGACAAACAGUUCAGGAAGCGAAACCACCAAAACCCAAGAGACAACGAUGUAGUUGGGUUCCAAUGUUUAACCCGUUGCCAACAUGGACUCAUCGAUUUUGCCUUCUAUCUGAUAAAAAUGCAAACAUUGCUCCAAACAUAACCGAAAAAGAAAAGUUAAAGGCAAUGGGGCUUGGUGAGCUGAAAAUAACCUUUGAUAACAAAAAAGGCGACCAUGCGUUUCUCACUCGAAUCCUCGAAGAGAAAUUUCCGUUGCUAAAAGAGGCUGGGGGAUAUUUAAUUUGCCGGACAGCAUCAGGAAGCCAACGCUUACAAGUUAUCCCCCCAGGGAAAAACGGCUAUUCAAUACCCUAUUUACGGGAUGAAUCACCGUUGAGACAGGCAGUAGCCUAUGUUCGCCCUCUGCAAAAAUCUAUUGACACAAUAAAUACAUGCGAAGUUGAGGCAAAUGAAGCAAUUAGUGGUGCCAAUGAUACAGAUGGACCAACUGUACCAUGCCUUAAAUGUAAUAUGCAAAUAAAAAUUGAUGAAGAGUCUAUGUUAACUCAUCAACGUUUUCAUAUUGAGGAGGAAGAGCAAGAAACUCAAAAUUUAUCUGAUAACAAAAUUGAUGGAGAUGAAGAAAAAAUCAUUGAUCACACUGGUGAUGACACUUUAACCCAAGAGAUAAAUAGAAUGCAAGAAAUGUUUCCAAAUGCACAGAGGCAAACUUUGUUGGAAACACUGAGGGCAAAUGACUAUUCGACAGAAGAUGCAGUAUCUGACCUCUUAGGUUUAACUGAUGAUACCUGUAAAUCAUCAACUGCGUCAUCAAUUGAUGGGCAACUUGCAGCCUAUGCAAAGAAUGUAGACAAGGACAAUAUCAAGAUAUUGCACGUAGAAAGAGAAUGCCUGUGGGAAAGAGCACUGAUUUUUUAUAAAUGUACAGAACGCAAAGAUUUAUACCGGCAUCUCAGUAUAGUAUUCGAAGGCUAUGAAGAUGCAAUAGACGGUGGUGGUUUAAGGAUCGAAUUCUUUGGUGAUCUCAUUAGAUGCAUGAGUAAUCGCUUGUUUGAAGGAGAAGAUGGUCACCUUGUUCCAAGACAUAGCUGGGACAAUGUUAAUCUCUUGCGUAUGGGGGGCCUUAUGCUGGCACACUCUAUACUUCAACAAGGCCCCGGUAUGCCAUCAUUAGCAAAUUACAUCUACGAUUUUCUUGUGUAUGGUAACAAAGAAAAGUCGGUUUCAGCUAUCAAGCUGGAUGACCUUCCGAACACUCCACAGAAUUCCGAUUUGACAGAAUUCUUAAAAAAGAUUGAAGAUUGUACAGAUGACGAGGAGCUUUCAAAUUUACUUGACGAACCUAGAUUUUCUUCCAUUGUUGAUAGAUCUGGAUGGCCUGUGGGGAGGGUUUUAAGUAUAAAGUCUCGAGUAGAUUUUAUUAGUCAAAUCCUGAUCGAGGAGCUGUAUGACAAGCGACUACCUUCCCUGAUAAGCUUCAAAGAAGGCCUUGAUCAUUUUGGUCUAAUAAAAUUUAUCCAAAUGAGUCCCGAUACCUGGAAGCCAUUCUUUGUUGCAAACGAUGGCUCCCAAGAAAUAUCUCUUACUGCCAAGAAAUUUUUGUCUCUUGUUCAGUCAGACCCAAAGAGUGAUGAGGAAAAGAUUACAUAUUCUUAUUUUGGAGACUUUCUCGAAAAGCAUGAGAAUACAUCAGAAUGCAUUCCUGCACUUGGCGGAAAUUUUCCUGUUCUUUGUAUUCUACUAAAGUACUGCACAUCGAAUCUUCGAGUACCUCCACUUGGUCUCACAACCAGCAUCAAAUUGCUGUAUGGUAACAAAAACCUCACGAUGCCUGAUUCCGAUACCUGUUUCAAUAUUUUGAAACUACCUGUGAUCUAUAAUGAUUACGGUGCGUUUGAGAAAGUUAUGUUAGCCAGCCUACGUCAUGCGUCGUGUUCGUUUUCUGCUUCUCGGUGACUUCAGAUACUGCUACUGUACAGUAGGCAACAGCUAACUGUUUUACAAUUCAUGUUGACUAGAUAAUAUUAAUUUGUCUCAAUGUACGUAACUUUGGUUGUUUGUAACAACUGAAUAUGCAGGGUUGUCAUUGACAUUGCUAAAUAUUUUAGCUUAUUAGGUUAAUGUUUAUAUUUUGUUAGAGUGCUUUCAGUUUACAUGCAUGUAGAACUGUCAAACCGGUCAGAUAUAUUGAAUGAAAAACAAACACAAGGGAACGAAAAUUUUGGAUUAAUUCAAAACGAAGUCUAUUCUAGCCAGAUUUUAUGAGACCUAUUCCAAAAAGAGCAAGAGGCCUGUUACGAGUUACGCGAGAAC
This is a messenger RNA of Dendronephthya gigantea, 2942 nucleotides long. RefSeq lists its product as uncharacterized. The record is from RefSeq and is a predicted model, not a curated record. Gene Ontology annotation, molecular function: ubiquitin-protein transferase activity; ubiquitin binding. The transcript is spliced from 7 exons. The coding region runs from base 465 to 2585 and encodes 706 amino acids. NCBI's taxonomy places the organism in Eukaryota, Metazoa, Cnidaria, Anthozoa, Malacalcyonacea, Nephtheidae.